CUGCCAGAAAGGACGACGGCCACCGCCAUGACCGCCGCUUCAGUCGCCGGAGAACCCCAGGUGUGCAAUGGGCAACGUCCUCUCAGCGACGAUGAUAUCGUGCGUUUAGCUCACUACCACUAUUCCCAGACCGGCUUCUCUCUCCCUCCUUACCUUCUCUCCCCUACUUCCCACGCCCCUCUCGUUUCCUACCUCCGAUCUCGCUCGUCUUCUCCCUCGCCUUCGAAAUCUGUGUCGGAGUACGUUGUCUCUCUCCUCUCUCUGAUCUCUCUCUCCCCGACCACCCCCUCUCUCUCGUCUCUCCUCUCUUCGCUCCUUCUCUCGUACACCCAGCUCUUCAAUUCCGGGAAAAUCCCCCGCGAUUCGAAUUCCCUCAAGACGAUUCAGCUAUUCAAUACCCUUUUGCGAUAUUUACCUGUCAAGGAUCUUCAAUCCGUCGUUGAUUCGAUCUUAUCGGAUUUGUCUAGUGUUACAAGCGUCGACGACGCUCAGUUGUUCGAUUUAUUGCCUGGGUGUUUUGACAUAUUACGAAAGCCGAAUGAGUUUGUGAGAAGCGAUGUGGAUUUCGUGAAUUCAGCGAUAGACCGUGUUCUCGAGAAUGAAUGGUCGAAAGGGUUGUUGAUCAAAGUUGUUUCCCUUGCGAAGGAGUUGCCGUUUCUGGACAAGGUAAGAAAGAGUGAGUUGCUGGAGAAGGUGUUUCAAGGUAUAAGGGGAAUAGACUUGCAAGACUUGCCUUCUGUUGUGUAUCAGUUGUUGGUUCUUGCUUCAAAAGGGUUUUGCAAGAAGGAGGUGAUAGAAGGGAUUUGUGGGUUUUUUGGGUCCAAGUCCGGGACCACAGGGACCUCCAUAGUUAGACAGGUCGAGGGUACCGUGCUUCUUCAUGUAAAUUUUGCUGUGAAGCAGGAUCCUUCACUGGGGCAAGAGGUUGUGAGGUUAGUGAAAUCCAAUCUUAGGGCUUUCAAUCAUUUUACGUUUGCAGUUCUGCUGUCCGUCGCCAGGAUUCGGAGAUUUGGUGAGAAUUCCUUGGGGGUUUUAAGAACAGGUUUGCUUACAGCAUACAUCGAUUAUGGACUCUCCAAAGAUUGCAAGUGGCUACCUGAUGAGCUGAAGGAAGAGUAUUCAUUGCAUCUCAAAUCGGUAGAACAAUCUUUGUUAAGAGCGGUCAGCGAGAGCAGUUGCGGGAGGGAACAUGUUAUUCCCAGUGUCAUCCAAUUUGGUUUUAUGCUUCUAGAAUCUGUGGAAGAAGGCAGAUGCAAGGAGUUUGGUGAUUCUAAUGGGGUACUGGGUCUUGAGCAGCUAAGCAUUCAGAUUCUUGGAACCGUAUUUGAAGUUCAUGAUAUGACAAGAAAGGAGAUUAUCGAACAAUGCAAGUUUCGUAUCCUUUCCUUGAACUGUGAAAAGAGCAUCCCAAUAGUGAGGUUGCUAGGCUAUCUUGUCCGAAGCUAUUCAUAUCCCAUGUUGGAAUAUGUUCACCAUAUCAAGGAGUUGUUGGAUUAUUUCACUUACAUGGAGGGAAGUAUCAGCAGUUGUCUUGUUACUGCUGUAAUUCCGUUAAUCAAAUUCAGUCGUGAUCUUCAGGACUAUAGCAUUUUGGUGAUUCGUAAGGCUAUGUUCAGCCGAGAAGAGACAGUUCGUGUUUCAGCAGCAAAUGCGAUAAUCAAUCUUAUACUAGCAGAAAAGCAAUUUAAGAAAGAGAGCUCAUUUACUUUCCAAGAUUCAUCAAGCCAGGCCAGUUCCAGCCAGCAAGCUGAGAUGAGCUGUAUUAUGCAGAGAAGCCUCUUCAAUGAACUGAAUGGUUUGCUUCAAAGAUGUCUUUAUCAGCAGGCAAAAGUGAGAGAUGUAAUUUAUAAUGGGCUUUUGGAGUUGGUCAUAGUCGAUCCAUCAAGUGGAGUAUCGGUGUUGGAUUUUCUUCUGCCCCACUUUCUUCGUUUCUUUAGACAGGAUAUAGAUUUCCAUCUUGGACUUGCUUCAUGCAUUAAAACAGAAGGUUCCAAAGUUGUCAUUGAAGAGCCCGUGGAUAGUCUUCUCUCUUGUAUCUCUUGGAUUCUAAUCCUCCAGCCACUCAGCAGCUCAGAUCGCCCUUCUGAUGCCUCAUGGCCAUGCUUUGGUUUCUCCCUUUCUCAGGAGAACGAGGGGAGAAGAAAUGCAUCUCACGAGGAAUACUCUAGCACAUUGUUGAAGGUCCGAAGUCUCCUACGGCAGGGGAAAAUAGAAGAUAUCAUUGAACAGUCUCAGGAUGUAGAAUCAGCAUCUCUUCAAGAAGAUAAAAAGAAAUCAUGUGCUUUGAUUUUGUCUGGAAUCCUUGAGGUUCUGCUGAAUUCUAUUGCCACUGAACUAGAGAAAGGACUAGAAGGAAAAAAGGGUGAUCUCGAAAAGGAGAUUGCUGAUUUGAUUGAUCUUCAUCAGUCACUGGAAAAAGACAUGUACAAAUCUAAGCAGAGCGCUGGUGGCAAGAGGAUUUGGGCUAGUUCUGAUCUUGGAAAUGCAAAAGUGAUUGAUGAAUUAAAAGUGCCCUUUUUGUCCACUUCAAGUCUCUAUCAGCUAUUUCUAACCAUGUUGAAACUCUCUAGUGGUGAAAGCAUCAGUAGUCGUCCUGAUUCUCAGAAUCGUAGUCAGUCGUCGUCAGCCAAGACAGAAAAAUCCAUUUCUCGGAUUUUCUCUUUCACAUUGCAGGUUUGCCUUGGACACAUAAGAUCUUCUCUUCGCAUGAAGGAGGGAAAUCCAUUGAAAAAGUUGGUCUAUGGUGACAUUAGAAUUCUGGGUCCUCCAUUACUGAAAGUGAUCUAUCUGUUAAAGGAGGGGCAAGUUUUAGCAACCCAACAGAAGAAAAAGGGAAGAAAAGAUGCAGAAGAAAGAAAACAGUGUCUGCAUUUUGCCUUACUUUGCUUGAAGGAACUACUUACGAUGUGUUCAAUUGGCUCUGGUUCGAAUUCUUUGCUUGAAGAUUUGUUGGCAGUGCCUGUAAAUGACAAUGGUGGUGUGGAUGAUGGGUGUGAGGAAACUUCAAAAAUCGAUGAUCCACUCAUAAGGAGCAAAGAAAUGUUCAUGGGGAAAAUCUUGAAGCCGAUGAUCUUAGAUCUUCUCGCAGUUCCCAGUUCUCAUGGCGUGGAGGUUCUUUGUGAUACAAUGCUGAUGCUUGGGAAAUCUCUGCCAGGAAAAUUCAGAGACCGCCAUGGAUCAUGGACUACUCAAAUAUGCAGAAGCUGUGAAACAACUAACACGUCUGUUGCAAAGAGCGUUGUGAAACUUGCUAUCUCUUUAACUACGUCUCCUUACGAUCUAUCCAUAGCUGAGGAAAUGGCUAAGGAGCUACAAAACAUAAUCGGUUUGGAGGAAACUGAGUCUCUGCAGGUGUCUGAGUCUUUCCCAAUCAUAAACCAGUCUACAAGUGCUACUGUAACCUCUUGCAUUUUGCAAUCCAUUGAAUCAGCAAUAGUCCACAUGGAUUGGGCCACAAAAAAGCUGAAAACUUUCUCAGUGGUCACUCAAAACAACAUCAAUUUCGGUAGCGAUGGAGAGCAUAUUUCUGGAUUGGGUUUUGAGGAAGCACUUUACUCAUUGGCCGAGUCAGUUGUAAGAGUACUCUCGUGCUUCGUCUUGAUGAGCCUAAAGGACCCACAAACAGAGCAGUUCCUCAGAUUGGCAGUGAGGUUUUACAAACAAUUAGCACAGAUCACCAAACUCAGGAUUGCAGCAAAGGGUUGCAGGCAAAUCCUUCCAAGCCUUAAAUUUCAGAAACUGGUGGAACUAACUUGCAGGCAGUUCACGGUUCCUUUAUACGACUUUUUGGCUGAAACUCAAAGGGAUAAACAGGAGACCAAUUCCAAUGCCACCAAGCCCAAGGGCAUUAUCAACAAGAUCAAAAGGGAGAACAAAUGCAUCCCGGAUUUGAUUUUCCAAAUAGAAGAUUGCGAAAGGUAUCUUAUUCAGCUAAGCAAAGUAACUAAAGUCAAUUUACUGAGGCACGCCAAGCGCAGCACUGCCAGAGAUUUCAAGAUACUUGAGGUUGCGACGGAAGAAGAUGGACCAAACCAGUUACAGACAGAGGUCAGUACCCAUAACGGAUCAGAGGAACAAGAAUCUGAGGGAGAUGGGUCUGAGAGGAUAUUGUCAGCUCAAACUGCUACUCCUGUUUCUGCACACGUUCCGGAUUCCGACAGUGCAGUAGCAGCAGAUGAAGAUGAAUGGCAAGAAGAAGAAGAGGAAAAUGGUGUUUGUAAUAGCAGGACAGGGAAGAGGAGUCGGGUAGUGGAGGAUUCUGAAGAAGAUUAAGCUCUUCCGGUGGAUUUUAGCUUCAUUUUUGUGUGUGUGUAUAUAUAUAUAUAUAUGUGGUGAAACAGUAAUCUACCAUGGGCUAGGAAACUUUCACAUGUUUCUUGCGCAGCAAGUUUCCUUCA
Messenger RNA from Tarenaya hassleriana, 4397 nucleotides. RefSeq names its product Fanconi anemia group I protein. Lineage: Eukaryota; Viridiplantae; Streptophyta; Magnoliopsida; Brassicales; Cleomaceae. Gene Ontology annotation, biological process: DNA repair. The record is from RefSeq and is a predicted model, not a curated record. The transcript is spliced from 13 exons. Bases 28 to 4272 code for a protein of 1414 amino acids. Gene Ontology annotation, molecular function: DNA polymerase binding.